GCCAGACGCUGUCCUUUAAAAAGUCUGGAGGCUGGCAGAGGCGGCACCAAGGCCAGGAAAACGUGUUGCUUAUUUUAGGCCAGUUGUGAAUCCUGAGUGGAGUAACUGGAGAAGUGAAAUCCAAGAGGGCAAGGAACAGGAUGAGCUCCCAGGCGCUCUGGACUGUGUGGGCACAGUUUCUCCUGCUGUGGCUGCUGCUGCCUGUUCCUUGGGUGGAGGCCAGGAGGUCCAGAGUCUCGAUGCCCUGUCCCGAGGUCUGCGAUGUCACACGUUGCCCGCCACUGCCCACCUGCUCGACUGGCACCGCUCCCGUGCCCGACCGCUGCGGCUGCUGCCGUGUGUGCGCUGCGGGAGAGGGUCAGGAGUGUGGCGGGACCCGGGGCCGGCCGUGCAUCUCGGGGCUGCGCUGCGGUGCCCCGUUCUCCCGGGAGCCUGCCGGGGGCGCAUGGCUGGGCACCUGCGGCUGCGUGGAGGGCGUGGAGGGCGCGGAGGUGUGCGGCAGCGAUGGGCGCACCUACCCUAGCUUGUGCGCGCUGCGUAAGGAGAACAGAGCGGCGCGACUACGGGGCUCGCCCCCGGCAGUGCCCGUGCAGAAAGGAGGCUGCGGGGACCCAGGGACCAGGAGUGCAGGGCGGCUCAGGAGGAAGUUUAACUUUAUCGCAGCGGUGGUGGAGAAAGUGGCGCCCUCUGUGGUUCACUUGCAGUUAUUCCGCAGGUCACCUCUCACCAACCAGGAAAUCCCUGCCUCCAGUGGCUCUGGGUUCAUAGUGUCUGAGGAUGGACUCAUCAUCACCAAUGCUCACGUCCUCACCAACCAUCAGAAGAUCCAGGUAGAACUCCAGAGUGGGGCCCGCUAUGAAGCCACGGUCAAAGACAUCGACCAUAAACUGGACCUCGCACUAAUUAAGAUUGAGCCAAAAACUGACCUUCCUGUGUUGCUGCUGGGGAGAUCAUCUGAUCUCCGGGCUGGAGAGUUCGUGGUGGCCUUGGGCAGCCCGUUUUCUCUGCAGGACACAGUGACUGCCGGGAUCGUCAGCACCACACAGAGAGGUGGCAAAGAGCUGGGGCUGAAGGAUUCAGACAUAGACUAUAUCCAGACAGAUGCCAUCAUUAACCAUGGGAAUUCCGGCGGCCCACUGGUGAACUUGGACGGCGAUGUGAUUGGUAUAAACACCCUGAAGGUGACGGCAGGAAUCUCCUUUGCAAUUCCCUCAGAUCGGAUCAGACAGUUCCUGGCCGACUAUCACGAGCGCCAGUUGAAAGGAAAGGCUCCUUCACAGAAGAAAUACCUGGGUCUUCGAAUGCUGCCUCUCACUCUGAACCUCCUACAAGAAAUGAAGAGGCAAGAUCCGGAUUUCCCUGAUGUGAGUUCUGGAGUUUUUGUCUAUGAAGUGAUUCAAGGAACGGCAGCUGCAAGCUCGGGGUUGAGAGACCAUGACGUAAUUGUCAGCAUAAAUGGGCAACCUGUCACCACCACAACUGAUGUCAUCGAAGCUGUUAAAGACAAUGACUUUCUCUCCAUCACUGUGCGCCGAGGAAGUCAGACCUUGUUUUUGACAGUCACACCUGAAAUAAUCAAUUAAGUAUCUUACUCUGAAAAACAAGCUAGCAAAAUCAGUUAUAGUACAUGGUUAGUAUUGAAGAAGUGAUAAAGGUGGCAGGGGCUUUGGGAUGUCAAGAAAAAUGGAUGGUUUGAAUGCAUGAAUGUACGUUUGUACACACACACACACACACACACACACACACACACACACACGGAUCUUGAGGUUGAGGGUGUUCCUCUGUUGCAAAAAUCUUCUAAGCCAAGUGGAAGCAGCAUGGUGGUCUGGUAAAAUUGAAAGACAGAAAACAACUGGAAAACAGGCAAUUCCCAACUGAAUCGUGACAGGAGACUUUGGUAACCUCCUAUAUAGCCACAGCCUGCUAUGUCACACAUACGUACAAACAAACUACCUACCAAAUAGUAAGAGUCUGAAUCUGGAGUAAAAAGGCAAUCACGUUUUAAAUAAUCCUCCUUUGUAUACUCAGUUUCCCAAGUUGUAUCACAUGCUUGGCCAGGGAUUGUGGGUAGAAAAGUCAUCAAUUACAAGACAGACUGAGACUGAUGACAUCAGGUUAUAGCACAGGAAUAUUAGUCUCAAGAUGACCACUUUAGCAGUAGAAACAAUUUUGGUCCUCCAGUGUUUCGAGACCACUUCUUCCAUUAAAAUAGUUGUUCUGAAUCAUUUGUAGACUUAUAUGUAGGGCCAACUCAGGGCUUAAAUAGUUUAUUCUGGGCAAACUAGUUUUAGUUACUGUCUUCCAGACUUAGGAGGGUGCAGGGUCAAACCCAGGGACCAGUGCAUAUUAGGUGAGCACUCACCAUCGAGCCUUCCAGAAUUAAAAAAAAAAAAUCUAUAUCUAUAUAUCUAUAUCACAACCCUGGAUCUCCUUAAAGUCUAUAUGAAGCUUGAUUUGUGUAUUUUUAAGAUCUAGUUUCUUCACAGUUAACCUAAGAAUACAACCGUAGUGUGUAGGGACUAUGAAUUGACUCUUUCAAUUGCUAUCGUAAGCAGGGUUAAGGUCAGUGUGAUGCUUCCAAAGUUUUUACAGUUGCCAUCUUUAAUAACGUGAGAACAGUGAUAUUAAUCAAGGAUGCUGAAUUCUACAAAAUGAUGCUGUUUUCAGGAUUAAUUUUGAACUCUGCUGGUCUUUAUGUCAGUUAUUAUGGGAAUGAAUGUGGAGUAGCUCUGUUCUUUCGAGAACCCAUGGCUAGCUGAGGAGCAGGCUCUUGGUCUGACCUGCCAGUUACAUUAAAUUUAACGUCUCUUUUCAACUUAGAUUUUGAAAGCUGCCUAUCAUUCAGAACGCUUUUCUUCCCAGUGACUCAGGACUGCAGAAACUUGGCUGGCUCCAACACUGUGGCACCCUGAAAACUUUUACUGUCAUGCUUGUGUGGACACGAGCGUUUCCUCCUCUCUCUCCUCCGACAUCCGGACUUGACCCCAGCAGUCAGUAUCCUCUAAGCAGGCAUACACUUUUCUUUCUAAGGGCAUGCAUUAGAGUUACUUGUAUAGAAUCCUUUUCUUUUUAAAGACACGGUCUCACUAUGUCAACCAGGCUGUCCUCUAACUCGCAGGUCUGCCUGCCUCUAUCUCCCAAGUGCCACAAAUGAAACAUACUCCAGCCUACACAGCCCUUUUAAAUCACUUUAAAUAUAUGGGGCCCAUAUUUUAAAAGCUGAUUAAAAUGGGAAAAUAGUAAUUUUAGGUAGGACAACUCUGUUAAUUCAUACAUGUUUGCCAUUGUUGGAUUUCAGAACAUAAUUGGAAUGAAGAAAUUACUGUCUCUAGAACACUCCAGAAGCCCAGAGUCAGGGCAGUGGCACUUGCACUGUGAUGACCACAGGCCGAGCGACGACUAGAACAGGCAGGCUGCAGGAAGACCCUGCACACUCAGACCACAGCUUUCAUUUCAAAUGUUCACCCUUCAGCAAAAGGCAGGUUUUGAGCUUUAUUCUUCAUUGGAAACACACAGCAGAUGAGGUUUUAUUACUUUAUUCUGUAAUUUAAAUUCACAGAGUCAGAAUUUUGGGGUGUAUUAAAUCCACAGUCUUUUCUAUGUCAUCUGGAGAUUUCUCAUUGGCACAGUUUCUGACCUGUGGUUAGAAAUUCAGGGUCACGAAAGGCUGUGCAUGGAUAAACAUGCACUUCGUUUAUCCUGUUGGGUCCCCCUGCUCCACACGACUCAUGAUCCAGCCACACAGACAUGGAGCACUUAAGACGAUCUGAGGGGAGAAGUCAUUAGUUUGCUAGUUUGUACAUGAAGAAAGGUACGACUGGACUCCCAUGACACUGUUGGCCAUUUCUGGUCUGCAAGGUAA
Molecule: messenger RNA, 3862 nt
Organism: Myodes glareolus (Bank vole)
Lineage: Eukaryota; Metazoa; Chordata; Mammalia; Rodentia; Cricetidae
Gene: Htra4
Product: HtrA serine peptidase 4
Biological process (GO): programmed cell death; positive regulation of apoptotic process; proteolysis
Cellular component (GO): extracellular region
Molecular function (GO): serine-type endopeptidase activity; protein binding
Source: RefSeq, a predicted model, not a curated record